Adineta ricciae is the source of this 1353-nucleotide messenger RNA. Lineage: Eukaryota; Metazoa; Rotifera; Eurotatoria; Adinetida; Adinetidae. The record is from the annotation of a GenBank genome assembly.
AUGCUGAAAUUAACUUCUAUGAACAGUACAUUACCGCCAAUUAAUACACAUGGAAGAUCCUCGCUGGAUGAUUUACGUGCGGAUGGUCCGAACGAAACAAUAGAGGGUACAAUGCCUGGAAAACCAUCGAAUCUUCGUCGACAUCAAUCAAUCGAACCACAACGACGAAGUCCAAUGCGAGGUAAUCGUUUAGUACCAUCAACAGGGAAUAAAUAUAUGUCAACUUCAAUAACACCGCCUGUUGUUCCUGCUAUUUCAUCUUCGUUUGCUUCUGCUUCAUCAAUUAUUCAUACACCGUCGAUUGUACAAAUGGGUUCGCCUGGCCAAUAUGAACCACAUAGAACUGUUUAUCGUUCAAGCGAUAACAUAUGGAAUGAGCACACAAAUACAUCCACUCCACAUUUACGAUCGAAUAGUCCAAUAAAAAACCGUUUAACUGCAUUAUCUCAACGGUUAAGUACCGGAUUAGUACAAGAAAAUGUUGCUAAUGCACCUGGAAAGUCGAUACCUCAUGUUCCCAUUUCACCUCAAUUACAGCACACGCGAACUGACACUACUAAUCAUGCAGAUCUAAUUUUAUCAUCAGCAACCAAGCCUUAUCAUGCAACGAAACGUCGACAUACAAAUAGUUUCUUAGAUAAAACAUCUGGAGCAGUCGAUUAUAGUCCGUCAAUGCGUCGAGAUGUUGAUCGUACACAGUUGCCCAACAAUGCCUUACGAACACGUCAUAUAUCAUCUAAACAGCGAAGUUAUGUCAAUUCGAAAACAUCAUUCUAUGAAAUCAAUGAAAAAGAUAUCCAUGCAGGUAUACCAUUAGGCGGAAAUACUCCACCGGUGAAUCCAAUAUCCAGUACACAGCGCUUAUACGAAUCAACAUUUGAUUUAACAGCGAAUAAAAAACCUCUUUCGCCUAAUAAAUCUCGAUCGUUUCAUGUACCAGCAAAUAAUUUAAGUCAACAAGUUCAUUACGCUUCCGCCCAAGACGUUCACGGCCAUGAGAUAGUCCAGGACCCGAAUGAUUAUGCUCAGUAUGGUAUACAUCGUGCAACAUCCAAAGAACAAAUCGUACCUGCUUUAAAAUACCGUCGCGCAUCAGGUGAUCAAUCUGUUACGACAGCAACGCAAGCCCCGGUCGCAUCAACAACAUCAAUGGUAACAACAUAUUCUCCAGGUGAAAGACAUGCAUCUGCUCAAUCGUAUGAAUCUCGUGAUCCGAACAUAUCUUACGCAUAUACCAAUGUGAAAAAGUAUAUCGACGAGAAUGAUUUAAUGUCACCGGAAAAGGAAAAAUUGAUACGAAAGUGGAUAUUUGACGUUGAAAAGCAUCGACAGGAUUUUCAAAAAGCCGAAUGA